Messenger RNA from Vollenhovia emeryi, 527 nucleotides. RefSeq lists its product as uncharacterized. Bases 96 to 506 code for a protein of 136 amino acids. Lineage: Eukaryota; Metazoa; Arthropoda; Insecta; Hymenoptera; Formicidae. The transcript has 2 exons. The record is from RefSeq and is a predicted model, not a curated record.
UCAUUACCAUCGUUGAUUGAUGCGCAAUAGCUCGGCAGGCUUUUAUCUUGCAAUCGGUACUUUUGCCACGACAAUUGGCCAAGAUCAGUAUAAUUAUGUCCCAGGAAGGGAAGGAUGUGGACGUGAACAAGGCCUUUGAGGACCUGCUGUUUGCGGAGGAAAUCGCGCAGAAGUCGGCCUACGAGGAGGGCUAUAAGAGCGGCAAGGAGCAGCUGCUGAAGGGAUACCACCUUGGCUAUCACAGGGCCAGCACCAUCGCCGCGCAAUUGGGAUACUACAGCGGAGUGCUGGAGCACUAUUUGCAGAGCGACGACGCCAAGUGCGAGAAGGCGCUGGCAAUAGCCUGGAAGCUGUUGCAGGACAUUCGCGGCACGCUUCCCGAGCACCAGGACGACAGUCUGGACAUUCUCAAAGCCGUGGAGGACAUCAAGUUCAAGUACGCCAAGUUCUGCUCGCUAGCCAAGAUCAGUCCACUUUAUCCGGAGACGGAUAAACUUGAAUUCUAAUGCGACGACAAUGACGGAGUA